Dryobates pubescens (Downy woodpecker) is the source of this 1104-nucleotide messenger RNA. It is a transcript of the gene GLRX2, whose product is annotated as glutaredoxin 2. The transcript is spliced from 4 exons. Lineage: Eukaryota; Metazoa; Chordata; Aves; Piciformes; Picidae. Bases 445 to 813 code for a protein of 122 amino acids. The record is from RefSeq and is a predicted model, not a curated record.
CGGUCUGUCUGUCCGUUUGUCUGCCUGCCUCUCGGGGCCGCGGCGGAGCCCCUCGCGGGUGGGAACUUUACCCCGGUGCCAAGACUUUGGGCUCUGGACGGAGCCCCGGAGGAACGGCCCUCCGGCGAGCGCAGCGGCAGACUGCCGGGCCGCCCGGGGCUCUGGCGGACGGCUGGCAGGGGGACGUACAGGCCUCGAAGCAGCACGCCAGCGGGACCCGCACCUCUGAUGAAAGCGAGCGUGGUCCUUUCUGUUAGAGUCGGGUUGGGACGGUGAACACAGCCCGGUGACGGAUUUGACACUUGUGUCUGUGUUACUACUGGGGGCGGGACGUGAUUCUCUCGUGAGGGCAAGCCGGCUUGGUUAUUCUUGCAGUCUGCAGCAUCCGUCUUCGUUUUCAUCUUCCUUCAGGCGUGAUAGAACUAGGAUGGCUGGAGUUUUAGAAUGGGGAAUAGUCAGCCUACUUCUGUGGGAUUGUCUAAUGAUGCUGUUGUGAAUCAAAUACAGGAGAUUAUUUCAGACAACUGUGUGGUGAUUUUCUCCAAAACAACAUGCAUCUACUGCAAAAUGGCAAAAAAAGUUUUUGAGGGUAUGAAUGUAAAUUAUACAGCUGUAGAACUGGACAUGAAUACAAAUGGAAGUCAGUUUCAAGACAUUCUUGAACAGAUGACUGGUGGCAGAACAGUCCCCAGAGUGUUUGUCAAUGGGUCUUUUGUUGGAGGUGCUACAGAUAUUCAGAGGCUUCAUGAGGAAGGCAAACUGCUUCCAUUAGUUCAUCAAUGCCAAAAAAAUCCUGGACUGCCAUCUACUUAGCUUAGUCUUCCUUUCUAUAAGCAGGAUGCCAGACAAGUUAGACGACUGCAGAGAUACACUGCAUCAGCUGGACUCAAGAACUCUGAAACACAGAUCUAUGAAUCCUAGAUCAGUCUCAGUUACAGACUUUACGGACUUGGCAAAUUACUUGGUGUCCUUUCCUCAGCUUUACCACAAUGGUGAUAAAAAACAUAAUGUAAUUCUUGGGGGUUGUAAGUGUGAGAUAGUGAUGUGAUGCUGUUACAUGCUCAUAGUAUGCUUUAGGGAAGUAUAGACUGGAGAAGAACAAUC